AUGGCGGUGUACCGCGGGCAGUACUGGGCGCUGCUGGAGGAGCUGCGCGCCAAGUACCGCCGAUUCUGCAUGCGCACGGGGGAGAGCGGAUGGAAAGAGCCCGCGCCCGCAGCAGGCGCGCAUCCUUCCGCCACAGGCGGAACAGGCGGACCGGGAGAGGGCAGCGACUUCCCCUUUCCGCCUGCUUCGCGCCCCCACGCGCUUCUUCCGCCCCCGCCGCCCCCCCUUGCCCCUCCUUUCCCGAGAGACACGAGUCUUAGGGCAGCAGCUGGGGGAAGCGGGGUAGAGGGUAGCGGAGCAGGGGGGGACCGCGGAUCAGAUGGGGAGGGCGGAGCAGCAGGGGGGAUCGGGGUAGCGGGGCUGGGCGGAGCAGCAAGGCCGGAGCCGCACGCGCCUGACAAACCAGCGAAUGCCACGUUGCACUGCGCGGCGCCUGGGCCAUGCCUGGCGAAACCCCUGGCGUUAUCCGUCUUCUGGGCUCCAAUAGCGGGGCGCACCUGCCCUGCGGCCCCCCCGCCUUCCUUUCCCCCGUCCACACCUGCUUACACCAUCCCACAUCCCCCCCUUCCUCUCCCCCCCCAUUCUCCCCCUCCCUCUGCUGUUCCCCCAGGGGCUCUAAUAACGGGGCGCACCUGCCCUGUGGGCGCCCUGCCUUUUCCGCCUUCUCCCCCGUCCUCUGCGCCCACCACCGCCACCUCAUCCCGCCAGCUCAGCAGCCCUUCCCACCACGUCACCGGGGGUAUCUGGAACCCGUUAUAG
This is a messenger RNA of Closterium sp. Naga37s-1, 759 nucleotides long. The record is from the annotation of a GenBank genome assembly. NCBI's taxonomy places the organism in Eukaryota, Viridiplantae, Streptophyta, Zygnematophyceae, Desmidiales, Closteriaceae.